AAGUUCUUCUCUAACCAAUCAAUUGACUAUGUUUUUAUCUUACUUACACUGAUUGAUUGUUUACUUUUCGCACAGAUUGAUUUGGAGAAGAUGAACAAGAACAAGAACAAGGCCGAGAUCAACGAUGAUGAUGAUCUUUAUCUAGAAUUCAGACCAAGACAACAUCUGUUCACAAACAAUCUAAACUAUGACAUUGCGUUGAAGUACGAGAUUCACCGUGCAGAAGGGUUGGACAAUCCAAACUCAUACCCUCUGGUCAAUAACAGGAUUUACAGUGCCGAGUCAUGGAUUGAGCCGGAUGAAGAGAAGAUUCAGACAAACAGGGUUUGGGGACUGCCAAACCCUGUUUGGGACGAGGAGUGUUGUGUCAAACUUAACAGGUUCUGGGAUGUCAAGUUCUUGCAUGUUGAGGUGCUCAGGCAUGGAUCCUGGUCGGAGCCGGGGACGUCGGACGGGAUAGUGUGUGUGGGGAGGGUUCGGAUUCCGUUGCCGGAGGAGUUGUAUGCUUCAAAGGGUGGAAGGUUUGGACUAGUGAGAGUUGUUGGGGGAGAGUUGAAGGGUGAAGGGCACAUUAUAGUGUCCAUGAAGCUGAUCAAGUGUAGAAGGCACACACAUCAGAGUAUCUGGUAGGAAAACUGUGAAUCUGUAGAAAGUAAACUUUUA
Tripterygium wilfordii is the source of this 663-nucleotide messenger RNA. RefSeq lists its product as uncharacterized. The coding region runs from base 91 to 630 and encodes 179 amino acids. The record is from RefSeq and is a predicted model, not a curated record. The transcript has a single exon. Lineage: Eukaryota; Viridiplantae; Streptophyta; Magnoliopsida; Celastrales; Celastraceae.